UACCCCCAGGGCCCUGGCAUUGCCCCUUACAGACUGACCGUGUGGGGGCAAGGGGCAGAUCCGGGGAACCCUCCGCCAGGGGAGCGGCCCUCAGAUACUUCUGUGCAGUUAGUGACAAACCUAGGGGCUUCUCAUUGGCUGCAGUGUCUCCUCCCACAGCAGCACCGACUGGAUAGAAUUACAGGCAGCAGCGGCCCCAGGGAACAUGCACCGGGAGCUGCUGAAAUUCAGCCACUGUGGGUGGGACAUUUACUGCCCCUGUGUGCCCCAGCAGUGCCCUGUGUGUGGGGAGGCGGCAGUCAGCUCCUGGCGGCUGGAGGAGGCCCCUGUCAGUAUCCCCAGCCCCCUAGUGAGUGGCCACAGCCAGCCCUGCUCCUUUGUACUGAGGCCUACAUGGGGCAACUUCCUGGGGGAGUACGAUGGCAGCGCAGACCUCCAUGUUGGAAUCUCCAGCUCUACAGGCACCGUGUAUCACUACAAUGAGAGCGGCGUUCAUAAGGAUUCCGUGGGCUGGGAGCAGAGUGUGAGCGUCCCCCUUGUACCCGCGCACCAACAUGCCCUCCUGCACCAGUGGGAUUCUUAUUUAGAAGAGUUCUCGGCAGCAGAUAACUGGCGCCCACACAGGUACCAGGAAGCGGAUCAGAACUGUUACACCUUCGCCCUGACCUUCAUCAACCGGGUUCUGCUGGUGCAGGAGAAGGAACCGUUCAGCAAGGAGGAGUUUACUGCCAGGUACGUUCUGCCCCGGACCCGCCGCCUCUCCAAGUACCUGUCCAUCUGGCGCCAGAUCUCCCUCACCGGCUUCUGCAUCCUGCCCACUCACUGCCCAUAGGCCGGGGUGGCACUGGGGCAAUUCUGCCUGGAAUCAGCCUCUGUCUCUCUGCGAGGGAACCACAGGGCGGAGUCUGGGGACCAAAGGGCGGAGUCUGGGGAUCAUCAUCUCAUAGGCGUCUCCCUAACAGGGUACAUGAGACUGCAUGCAGCCAAUCCGCAGAUGCCCCAAGCAGGGAGGAUAUUUGCCCCCUCGCCCGGAAUAGGAACCAUUUGCACAGUUAAUUUGUCCAGAUCAGUGUUCAUAGGAGAAUGAGCCCCACUUCUGUCCCUGUAAUCGUGAUCAUGUGACCCCAUCAUUAUAUUUAUUGUGCCCCUAAAAUAAAGUGAUUUUAAAACUUG
Messenger RNA from Xenopus tropicalis (tropical clawed frog), 1173 nucleotides. It is a transcript of the gene mkrn2os, whose product is annotated as MKRN2 opposite strand. The record is from RefSeq and is marked provisional. NCBI's taxonomy places the organism in Eukaryota, Metazoa, Chordata, Amphibia, Anura, Pipidae.